Messenger RNA from Drosophila guanche, 1459 nucleotides. RefSeq lists its product as uncharacterized. The transcript has a single exon. NCBI's taxonomy places the organism in Eukaryota, Metazoa, Arthropoda, Insecta, Diptera, Drosophilidae. The record is from RefSeq and is a predicted model, not a curated record. Bases 68 to 1276 code for a protein of 402 amino acids.
UUCGCCUCCUGUAUAUCUAUCAUUUUUUUCCGCUGUCGGGCUCUCUCCAAAUGGGUUUCAAUUCCUGAUGAUGGAGACAUUUCUUGUCCUGGGCCUGUGUUUUAUCCUGUACGAAGCAUUGGAUUUCUUUCAAGGCUGCAUCCACAGCAACACCCCAACGCCGAGCGACCAGAUCGAGGCCUAUCGCCGCGAACUCGACGAACAGCGCCAGCAGCAGCAGCAGGAACAGUUCCUAGCGGGUCUAACGCCCCUGCUGGGCGCCCAAUUUGCUGCCGCCGCCGCCGCUGCCGCUGCAGCAGCCUCCUCAGGCUCCCAGUCGACGCUGGGCAGCACCACAGCCACGCCCACAGCCUCAACGGCGAGCGUCAUUAGCGAUUCGUACGACCAGGACACACAUUCCCAUUCACAGGAGGUCGCCUCACAACAGCAGCAGCAGCACUCCCUGAGUACACCAGGACUUUUCCGUCCUGCUGCUUUGGGCUACUACGAUCCGGAGGAUCCGCUGCAUGCCACAUCGUCGCUGCCACGCGACUUUUACUACCUGCAGCAGCAGCAGCUGAAGAACAAGGCCAGCGCCAAGUCGCUGCUCUCGAAGUUCUCGUCCACGAACUCGGACAAUCGCAUCUACCCCGAGGCCGGGGCCAGCACGGGGCACAGUCUGCUCGGUGGAGGAGUCAUCACCCAUCAGCCACUGCCCGUGGUGCCACCCACUGAGGCAUCAUCCUCGAGCCUCUUUGACUGCCAGCCACCGACUGUGGCACCGCACCAGCUGCAGGCGCCCUCCCCGUUGCUCCUGGAACUGAAGCGUGCAAUCAUCAGCCAUCAGUCGCACGCACACACCGUGUUGGACGAGGACGACGAGGAGCUGAUCAGCAGCGACAACGGUUGUCCACAGUGCGAGGAGGAAGAGCAACAGCAGCACCAGCGGCGCCAGGAAGAGCUCUACGACAACGAAGUGCAGGAAGAGGAGGAGGAGGACGACGAUCUCUCCUACAACAGCAACAGUCCACCGUCCUCCGACCGCGGAACGACGACAACGGUGCACAGCAGUGAGCCGAAUAUCAGCGCCUUACUGCCACGCAUCCAUCACAUAGCCAUCGACGACCUUGGCACAGCGACGGGGACGUCGGCCUCAACCAACGGACACUCGGACUCCAUUUCUGGCUGCGGCCUGGCGGCCACAUCACACGCCGACUUUCGGGAGAUCGAGUGCGAGCGUCUGCGACGAAAGUGCGUGAGCGUAAAGCGCAUCUAUAGCAUAUCGGAGAAAUUCUAAAUCAAAACAUACUCGAAAUUCGCUAUUCGAUAAACAACUGACUGUCUCAUUAACACCUGUACAAAGCAAUCGAUCAAAAAAAAAAAAAGACUCAGUAAAAAACUCACCAUUGCACCACCCGCACCACCGCCAAAAGCCAAAAAAGAAAUCAUCGCUCAAAAAAAGAAUCGCAAAAUCAAAAAU